Messenger RNA from Saprolegnia diclina VS20, 4290 nucleotides. RefSeq lists its product as hypothetical. Lineage: Eukaryota; Oomycota; Saprolegniomycetes; Saprolegniales; Saprolegniaceae. The record is from RefSeq and is a predicted model, not a curated record. Gene Ontology annotation, molecular function: protein binding. The transcript is spliced from 10 exons. The coding region runs from base 1 to 4290 and encodes 1429 amino acids. Gene Ontology annotation, cellular component: Ski complex.
AUGCUCAAGCAGUACGUGACCGAGGCCAAGGCCAAGCUCAAGGACGAGGCCUACGAGGGCGCGCUCGCAGCCAGCGCCAAGGCCCUCGAGCUCGAUGGACUCAACUUCCAAGCGCUGCUUUGCAUGGGCAAGAGCCACUUCCACCUGCACGACCCGACCAAGGCCAUCGACGCCUACAAGCGCGCAGCGGCCGUCCAAGCCGACGUGCCGUUUGCCUGGAAGGGCAUGCUCGAAGUCUACGAGAGCACAGCAGACCACGCCAAGAUGCUCGAGCCGCUGGAGAAGCUCUCGACCAUCGUUUACGCGAAUGGCAAGUUUGAUCGGUGCCAGAAGAUGCAGUUGGACAUGGCGAUCACCGCGACGCAGGCCAAGGACUACGCCAAGGCGCUCACGUCCUGGCACCCGCUUCUCGUCAAGGAAAAAGCGCGUCCCGAGCUCUUUGCCGAGGAAAACCCGAACGAUGAGCUGCCGCCGAGCGUCGACAUGUGGCUCUCGGUGCUCGACCUCGUGCAGGCAAGCAAGUCGGCGGGUCCGUUCCAAGCGCCCGACGCCGUCUUGUACACUCUGGUGGGCAAGAUCCGGGAUGCGGCGACAACAACCGCUGGCUGGGUCUGCUCGGACAAGGUGGCGGCUGUCCUCGACGCCUACGCCGACUUGGCGCUCACGCGGCUCGUUCAACCGCAGUCGAAUUCAAAGAACCAAGAUCGCCAGAGCCUCGAUACGAUCUGCCGCGAUAUGAUUACGUGGUGCCCAGUCGCCAAACGCGCGGCGGAGAUCCUCUUGCUGCGCGCCGAAGACAGCGACGGCGCCCUGGACGCAACGCAAACAAGCACGUGCGAGUCCAUUUUGCGUCACGUCGACCCGGACAACCUCCUGCUCAUGGCACUCGACGGGCUUGCCAUGCACGCAGCCAAAGCCUACGUCCCGGCGCGGGAAACGCUCAUGACGUGCAUCACGGCGGGCCCGCACUUGCUGGCGGCGCGCGUCGCCCUGGCUGAGAUUGCGAUGGUACCGGGCCCGACGUACCAGCCGCAGGUGUGCCUCGACAUGAUCGCGAGCGCUCAGGACGCUGUGACGUGGCGCUACGACAACCUCUUGACGUCGCCGUCGCUGGCCAUCUUUGACGAGACCCACUUGAGCUUGCUCUCGGGCGCCGCGUACCGCGCGCUUUACAAAUAUGCGGACGCUAUCGUGUGUUACGAAGGCAUCUUGGAGCACGCGCCGCUGCUAGAAGCGCCUGCGAUUGGGCUUGCAGAGGCGCAUUUGGCCCAGCGCGACGUGGUGUCGGCCGCCAACGCGCUCCAGUUCCUCAGUGACGAGCCAAUGUCCGUCCCGCUCGCGGCGGCGCGAGGCUAUGUCUUGCACCUCCAAGGCGACCUCGACGCCGCUCGCCGCCUCCUGGAAGCGGGCAGCGCGCUGACGGGCGACGCCCUCGACCUCGCGUGCCUCAAACGCCGGCUUGCCGACGUGUACUGGGAUCUGGACGGCGCGUAUCGGCGCGACAAGGCCUAUUGCGUCAGUGCGCUUCUCUCAGCGGCGAAACUCGAUUCGUUUGACGCUGAGAGCUUCGCGGGCCUCGGUCGCUGGUACCAUGACAUUGCGAUGGACUUGGUGCGCGCAGAAAAGUGCUUUUUGAAAGCGCUCGCGCUCAACCCGCACUGCGAGGUCGCCGGGGUGCUCCUCAGUGACCUCUACGAAGCGCACGGCCAAGAAGAUCGCAACGUGCGUCUCUGGACUGACAUGACGACGACGAUCGAGGGCGUCGUCGCGCCGGUUUGGGCGUUGCGGCGUCUGGCCCAGCACCAAUUAAACGCCCACGACGAAGCUGCGAUCGCGUCGAUGCACAAGGUGCUGCGUCAGGCGCCCUCGGAUGCAUCCUACUGGGCCGCGCUCGGCCACGUGUAUGCGAGCUUUGGGCGCGUCAUGGCCGCGCAAAAGUCGUACGCCAAAGCAGUGAGUCUUGGUAUGGACACCAACCCGUCUGUGUUGGCCGAGCUCGCGCGUAUCGAGCUCUCAGUGGGCCUCUUUGACGAAGCGCUCGCGCAUCUCCGCACCGCGGUCGCAUACGUGGUCGCCAACGACAUUGCAGUCCGCAAGCUCCUUGCGGAGACGUUGUUUCAGCACGCCAAGUUCCUCUGCGGCCAAGGGCUCUACGGCCGCGCGGCCGCUCAUUUGUACGAAGCCUCGGGCUUGCUCCAUACGUGCUUGGAGACGGCGAGCAACGAGCCCGCGCUGCACAAGCUGCUCGGGGAUGUGCACUGCUUUGCGUUCUACUUGGCGCCCGGCGACUUUACUUCCUGGGUCGACUUUCUCAGCGCUGGCACCGCCGCGUACAAAACCGUGUCGAGUAUCGAGCCCGACGAGCCCGCAGCGUGGUUGGACCUCGGCCUUGGCUAUUGGUACGAAGCCAUGGCCCGGGGUACUGUCGACGGGGUGCCCAUGGGCAAGCUCGCACUGCAGCACGCCCCGGUGUACCCGCCGUCGAUCGAUCAGCUGAUGCACGACGCGUCGACUGCGUUUGCGCAGGCGCUCGCACUCGAGCCGCUGAACGCACACGCGUGGAAUGCGUUUGGUGCGGUGCAGCGCCAUAUUGUGCUCAAGCACUUUGGCUUUGUGCGCGCGAUCACGCUCGCGAACUUGGACUGCGCGUGGGCGAACCUCGGCAUGUUGUAUGUGUAUGCCGGCGCGCCGGCGUCGGCCCAAAAGGCGUUUUUGAGCCUCCAAGGCGUGAACCCCAACAACCCGGCCAUGUGGACCGGCUACGGUCUCCUCGAGAUUGCAAAGGGCGAUGCGAGCCAAGCCCACGCGGCGUACACGUGCGCCCUCCAGAUGCGCCUCGAUUUGGACGUGCUCUACGGCGUCGCGUCGACCGGCCUUCAGGUCCAAACCACCAGCAAAGAGGCGCUGCCGCUGCCGCAGAUUCAGUUUGCGCUGCAAAAGUACCUCGAGCGCGACCCGUUCGAGGCUGCGGCACAGAACGCGCACGGCGUCGUGCUCUCGCAGCUCGGGUUGCACGCCGCGGCGACGACCGCAUUGGAUGCAGUGACGUCCACCGAGUCGGCGAUCCUGCAAGGCAACAAGGUGCGCAACUACAUUGCCGCCAAGCAGUGGCCCGAGGCGCUGGCGGCGUGGAAGGCCCUCGAGACGAAGGACGACACGACCAAGCAGCUCUUGGCCGCGCAGAUCUAUACCGGUUUGAACCGGUUUGGAGACGCACAUGCAGCGCUCACGCGCAUUCGAUCGCCGGCGUCGACCCUCCAUGUUGCGCUCGCCACGUACGAAGCCGAGUUCAAGGCGACCCGCGCGCUCUCGCCUGCCUCCAAAGCAGCGCUGCAGGCGCUCAUGGAAGCGCACCCGCGCCACACCAGCAUCGCCGCAACUCUGGCGCGCGUCGAGCUCGAUUGGGUGACGUAUUGGGCAACGUCGAACGACGACGAGAAUCCAGACAAGGUGUCGGUGCCCUCGGGGCUCAGCGACGCCGGGCUUGCUCCCGCGUGGCUCGACGCAGUGCAGAGAAAGGACGGGUCGGCAGUGUCGAUCGCAGCGCUCGCGCAGCUGUUUGGCGCGUCGGCGGCGGUGACGCGGCCGGUCGCGACCGCGCUCCCCGUGUCGCGCCACGUGCACGCGAUCCUGGAUGCCUUUACGGUGUGGACGCCGCCGCGCGCGACAGCCCAAGCUUGGUACCGCGAGAACCCGCGCGAUCCCAACGCGUGGCGGGCGCUUGUGUUGACGCUCUUCAAGCGCUAUGCUGCUACUCACGAUGCGUCGAUUCUCAAGACCCUCGGCCUCUACUUGGGCCUGCCGGUGACGAAGGAAGCGCAUUUGACGUGGGAGUGGCAUGUGCUCAUGAGCGGCUACUGCGCAUGGACGCACGAUGCGACGAGUGCAAAGACGCACGCAGCGUCGGCGUCGGCGCUGGCGGCGUCGAUGCAGAAUGCGUCGUUGUACAAGGCGCGAUCGGUGGUGUUUGUGGACCCGACCGCAGCCCUCUCGCUCUACCGCACGUCGCUGCGUGGCAGCGCCGACGAAGCUGUGCUGGCCGAGGUCGCGGCUUUCGUGACGGCGCUCGGGUGGCCGAAAGCCGCGAUCCGCAUCUGGAAGUGUCUGCACCAACUCGACGACAAGUGGAAGUUUAUGGCGAUCGUCCAGCGCUACGUGCUCUCGCUCAAUGUCGAGUCGCCCAAGGUCCUUGCCAAGUACCUCAAGGAAAUCCAGAACUUUGUCAAGGACGACUCCGAAACGAGUCCGCGCGCCGAGCUCGUCGCGCAGCUCGUGGCCUUGACGCCGUAA